CAAUCAAUGGAUAGUGCAGUACCAACAUUUUAAAUCGUUACCAUUUAACAAUAAAACGUUUUUCUGAAAAUUGUUUAGCAAAAUGGUACUUUCAGAUCACAAAAAGUGUCCCAAAUCAUAUGGAAUUAAUGAUAUAAAUGGGCAACAAGAUGAAGGUACAGAGGAAGAUCAUCCAUCAUGGAAGUUUUGGAAGAAGAGAAGAUACGUAGUCGCAACAUUAGCUUUUUUCGGAUUUUUUAACGUCUACUCUCUUAGAGUUAAUUUAAGUAUAGCAAUUGUGGCGAUGACACAAGAUAGAUACGAAACAUUAGAAAAUGGUACGAAAAUUUCUUUGGGUCCUGAAUUCGACUGGAGCAACGAGAUGCAGGGAUACAUCCUCAGCUCCUUUUUCUACGGUUAUAUUACUACACAACUGUUGGGCGGUUAUUUCGCUACAAAAUUUGGAGGCAAAAUGAUAUUCGGUUCGGGAAUAGCUGUCACAUCAGCACUAACUGUGAUAACUCCAUGGCUUGCGUCUGCCAGUGUGUACCUUUUGUUAGCUGUAAGAAUAAUCGAAGGAAUUUUUGAGGGUGUAACUUAUCCAUGUAUACAUGCCGUAUGGUCUAAAUGGGCCCCACCUUUAGAAAGAAGUCGAUUGGCUACAAUAGCAUUUUCCGGAAGUUAUGUGGGAACGGUUGUUUCCAUGCCAGCUUGUGCUUAUUUAGCCAACCAGUUUGGGUGGCAAAGUAUUUUUUACGUAUUUGGUAUGUUGGGUUUGAUAUGGUGUGGUCUUUGGGUGGCCAUAGUUGCAAAUUCCCCAGAAGAAGACAAGAAAAUCAGUUUGGCGGAACUGCAAUAUAUCGAGACGUCCUUAAAAGAGACUAAUAGAGGCAACAAAGAAUUGUCAAUUCCUUGGAAGGCUAUUUUAAGUUCGGGAGCUGUUUGGGCCAUCGUCAUUUCACAUUUUAGUGAAAACUGGGGAUUUUACACUUUAUUAACUCAAUUGCCCAAAUAUUUAAAAGAUAUUCAUGAUUACGAUCUGAAAAAAUCAGGUUUCCUAUCUGGCUUGCCUUAUCUUGUUAUGGCUAUAAUGAUGCAGUUUUCCGGCCACUGGGCAGAUUGGUUCAGAGUCAAAGGUAUCCUCACUACCACCCAAGUGAGGAAAAUCUUUAACUGUAGCGGUUUUAUAGCUCAAACUGUGUUUAUGAUGGGCGCUGCUUUCUGGUCGGACAAGAUUGGAACAGUAUUUUGUCUUACGUUGGCUGUAGGAUUGGGUGCUUUUGCAUGGGCCGGAUUUAGUGUAAACCAUCUAGACAUUGCUCCACAGUACGCAAGUGUUCUCAUGGGUAUCGGCAACACCAUUGCCACUCUUCCAGGCAUUGUCAGUCCCAUACUAUCCGGCUACGUUGUUUCUAAACCACCACAAGUGCACGAGUGGCAAAUAGUGUUUUAUAUAUCAGCAGCCGUCUAUUUAUUUGGUGCAAUAAUAUACGGUUCUUUAGCAUCUGGUGAGUUACAACCAUGGGCUAUUGAAAAAAAUGAAGACUCUGGUGUUGAAAAACAAGACAAAAAUAAAGGAGUUGAAAACAAAACUUUUACGAAUGAUGAUGAAUUGUAGGAAAUAAUAAAUUGGUACAAAAAAUGUAGUUGUUAUUAAUAUCAAAAAACACAUUACAGGUAUCCUAUAAUAUUUUCAUCGUUAUACCGCCUAAUUACAUAUUGUUUUCGUGCCUAAAUUAGAUUU
Molecule: messenger RNA, 1723 nt
Organism: Sitophilus oryzae (rice weevil)
Lineage: Eukaryota; Metazoa; Arthropoda; Insecta; Coleoptera; Curculionidae
Product: sialin-like
Exons: 8
Coding region: 83-1597 (504 amino acids)
Biological process (GO): transmembrane transport; monoatomic anion transport
Cellular component (GO): plasma membrane
Molecular function (GO): transmembrane transporter activity
Source: RefSeq, a predicted model, not a curated record